GUUGGAGCAGCUUUGCCUGUUGAUGUCUUAACAUAUGAGGAAAAAACCCUGUCUGCCAUAUUACGAGUUGUUAGCAGUGGCCUUGUCAAGCUGUGGAGUGCUCUGACCUUGCUGGGCUUCUACCAGAACAGGAGGUGUGCCUUUCGAGUGCUGCAGACAUCUCCAUUUCUUCUUGCGUUAUCUGGGAACAGUAGAGAAUUAGUCUUGGACUGAAUGCAGUUGUUGGUUUGGUUGUAUGAAGCAGAAGUUGCUUGAGAUGUUGCAGCCCUUCAGGCGUGGAAUUUCUGGAGGAGAUUUCGGACAAAGAGCCUCAACAAAGCUAACGUUUAUCAACUCACUGCUUGGACAUCCCGUACUUCAGAGUUUACAUAUAAAAGUUGGAGACAAAGCCGAACUUACCAAAGCUUUUACACAGAAUGAUGUUGUUAUGUUUUCUGAUUUAACAGGUGACACCAAUCCUUUGCAUUUAAAUGAAGAUUUUGCAAAGAAGUCUAGGUUUGGGAGAACUAUUGUACAUGGGGUUUUGAUUAAUGGGCUUAUUUCUGCAGUUCUAGGUACUAAAAUGCCUGGUCAAGGAUGUGUAUUUCUUUCUCAGGAGAUUCGAUUUCCAGCUCCUUUGUAUACUGGUGAAGAAGUCAUAGCUGCAGCGGAAGUUAAACGACUGAAGGGUUCUAUUGCACACAUUUCAGUAUCAUGUAACGUCAGAGAAAGUGGAAAGACUGUUAUGGAAGGGAUGGUGAAAGUCCUGGUGUCGGACAGUUAGAACUGUUGAUCCUAUGCUACUUUACUAUAAAGGCCAGAAAUGUA
Messenger RNA from Cariama cristata (Red-legged seriema), 807 nucleotides. RefSeq names its product ribonuclease P/MRP 14kDa subunit (gene RPP14). The transcript is spliced from 3 exons. The record is from RefSeq and is a predicted model, not a curated record. The annotation marks the transcript as partial. Gene Ontology annotation, cellular component: ribonuclease P complex. Gene Ontology annotation, biological process: tRNA 5'-leader removal. NCBI's taxonomy places the organism in Eukaryota, Metazoa, Chordata, Aves, Cariamiformes, Cariamidae.